AUGUUGAAAAUUAUUAUAAAGUUGUAUUUACUGUUAGUUUUACAAGUAUUCUUAAGUUCUUCAUUGCAAACAAAACCGAAAAUAACACUUGAUGAAUUUUUUAAUCAUACCAGGUUUCCACUAUUAGAUUUUUCCCCAAAUGGCCAAUAUUUGCUAAUCAAAACUGUUCGUCCUUCAUGGAAUACUAGUUCUAAUGAGAACGCUUUAUGGAUCUACGAUACUAAACAGCGGACAAGAAAAUUGAUUACAAAAAAUCUUCGUCAAUCAAUCAAACCACAAUGGUCACCUAAUGGAAAUUGGGUUGCUUUGUUACUCAAUGAAAAACCAUCGAAUACAACCAAAAGUCAUCUUUAUGGUCGAUCUCUUGAAAACUAUCCUAAAACAGAACAACAUAUUUAUUUAUAUUCUCUUCUAUCAAACGAUUUAAUACCAAUUCAAAUUGGAAAAGAUAUUCCUUUAACUUUUACAUGGUCUGACAAUGAUUAUUCACUUUACUUAGCCACAAUUAACUUAGAGUCAAUAAAACAAGAUCAUCAUUUGAAUGAAGAAGAAUGGCAUGAUGUUAUUCAAUAUCGACAAGAUAAAAAAUAUCAACAAACAACAAUCUAUCGUGUUGAAUUUACUAAAGAGAAUCAAUUAUUAUCUGUAAAAAGAUAUCUUGUAAUGAAUAUUUCAUUUUUAAUUGGUGAACUAUUAUUUGUUCCUUUCGAAGGAAAACUUUUAUUCACAUCUCUAUCACCACUUAUGGAAGAUUUAGAAGAUUUCGAACUUUAUUCACUUGAUCUUCGAACUACAUCAUCAUUAUCAUCAUUAGUCAGAUUGACAUAUAAUGAAGCUAUUGAAGAAAAUUUACGAUUAUCAAACAAUGGUGUACAUGUUCUGUUUCAAUCGCGAAGUUUAGGUUCAAGUAGAGGAGAAAUUAAUGACACCCAAACACGUCUUUAUUCAUUAAAUUUAAGCAAUGGACAAAUUACACGUUUAGCCGAGAAUUUUUAUGGUAGUAUUGAUAGUUAUACAGUUAGAUCUAAUGGUGGUGUUCAUAUUCUUGGACAAAUGGGAACAGAAAUUCAGAUUUAUUCUCAACGAUCUUCAUUAGAAGAUUUAAUUCAACAUAUUGGCUGGAAUGGAACAUAUAAAUCUAUUACAGUAUCAAAUGAUGGUUCUAUUGCAUUUGUUUAUACUUCAACAGAACAACCAAUGGAAGUUUAUUUAAUUAAUAAUAUUGAUCAACUUCAAUUAGCAGAACGUAUCACAAACGAAAAUAAACUUUUUACUCAACGAGAUUUACCUCGAGCAACAGUCUACAGAUGGAGAAAUGAAGAAGAUUAUCAAAUGAUUGAAGGAAUGUUACAUUAUCCACCAGGAAAAUUUCAAUCUACAAAUUUACCUCUUUUAGUCCUACUUCAUGGUGGUCCCUAUUCAGCAAAUGUAAAUCAAUUUAUACCAGAUUGGUAUAAUUGGGCUCCAUUAGCUGCUUCAGAAGGAUGGUUAGUAUUAGAACCAAAUUAUCGAGGAUCAAUAGGAUAUGGUGAUGAGUUUCUGCAAGAGAUUCGUUAUCGACCUUUAUCUUUGCCAGGAAAAGAUAUUCUGUAUGGAAUUGAUCAAUUAAUUCGAGAUCGAAUUGUUGAUCCAUAUAGGAUUUCUAUUGGUGGUUAUAGUUAUGGUGGUUUUCUGACGAAUUGGUUAAUUACUCAAACUAAACGCUUCAAUGCUGCUUUAUCUGGUGCUGGUGUUAUUGAUCAUACUUCAGCGUGGGGUAUAAUGGAUAUACCUAUCUUUUUGACUUAUUUAUUUGGAGGAUAUCCAUGGGAAGUUCCACAUAUAUAUCAAAAUGAAUCUCCUCUAUAUCAAUUAGAUAGAGUACAUACACCCACAUUAAUAACUACUGGCGAAAAUGAUAUAAAUGUUCCUGCAAGUCAAAGCUAUAUAUUCGAACGAGGUCUUUAUUAUCUAGGAGUACCAGUAAAACUCAUUAUUUUUCCCAAUGAAGGACAUGAGUUGGCUAUAAACCCUUGGCAUGGAAAAAUCAAAGUCCGAGAAGAAUUAAAAUGGUUAAAAAAAUAUGGUCAUCAAUUAUAA
Rotaria sp. Silwood1 is the source of this 2079-nucleotide messenger RNA. NCBI's taxonomy places the organism in Eukaryota, Metazoa, Rotifera, Eurotatoria, Philodinida, Philodinidae. The record is from the annotation of a GenBank genome assembly.